AUGAUUCGAACGUGGACAGUGAUGCGUUUUUAUGCAGCAACAACCGCUAGUGUACGGCUUUAUCGACAGUUCGGUGUAGUGAGUUGUGCGCAGCAAAAACUUUCUCCGUCACUAUUUGUACCGCCGCGUGGUUCUCGUACAUUAAGCGAACCGUCAGUUGAACAAUCAUCACCCACUCCGGUGAAGAAAUCCGUCGAACACGUUGAUGAAUAUAAAGAGUAUGGCGCUGAAGAUGAGUUGCUAAACAAUCGUAAAAGUAUUCCGAAUUUAAAAAUAUCAGAAUUGUUGAAAGAUUUGCCACGAUCCAAGCUGAGACCCGACCGUAAAGCGAGUGAGGAAUCAAGGGAAAGUAGCAAACCGAUCCACAAGAAAACCGCAAUCGAGAAAGACACACUCCAGAUGUUGCAGCACCGAUACCAGGAUUCGCGCGAAUCGGAGGAACGGUACGACAAGCAGUUAAAGGUACGCUACACCAUCCUACAGUCGAAUGAUGACCGGCACCGGGAUUUGAUGAUGCUGCUCGGAUCUCGCAAAUACCGGGAGCGGGAAAAGAUGCUCGUGCUCGAGGGUAGACGCUUGAUAAUGGAUGGCUACGCGGCUGGAUUGCGCUUGCAAGCGAUCGUGACGAGUGAUGUGAAGCUGCUGGCUGACCUUGGAUUUAAAUCCAAGAAGCAAAACUGUCCCAUAUUUCUUGUGAAACGGCAAACCAUGAUGGAGUGGUCAUCGCUAACAACCAGUCCGGGUCUAAUAGCCAUCUUUUCGGAACCAGCCAACCUGACCGAGCUAGUUGCCCGUAACGCCAAGGGUGGCAAACGACUUCCGGUAACGGUGGUUUGCGACAACAUCCGCGAACCGAACAAUUUAGGCAGCAUAAUACGCAGCUGUGCUGCCGUAUCCGUACAGGAAGUAAUUCUGCUAAAAGGUUGUGCGCAUCCCUGGGAUUUGAAAUGCUUACGUGGCGGAGCUGGGGCACACUUUCGCGUGCCUAUUUAUGGCCCGAUUGAAGCUUACCAGCAGCUGCCAGAGCACACGCGUCCUGGUUCAAUCUUUGUGGUGGCUGAUAACAAGAAGCCAACCGAUGAGCGUAAUGGGUUCCUGUGGAAACAGUACGAUCAGAUCGAUUACGGUUGUGCGGAUCAUGUGGUGCUGGUAAUCGGGGGCGAAACGUAUGGAGUGAGCGAAGACAUUAGGACCUUCAUUCAUCAGCUAACACAAACCGGAGAGGAAGGAUUGCAAGAUCGAAAGUUUGUGGCUCACAUACCGCUUGCGAAUGGAAUUGAAAGUCUCAACACAGCAUCAGCAUUGAGCGUUAUUCUUUACGAAAUGAGGCGAUCAUUACUGCAGAUGGAAAAUACUACAUAG
Anopheles maculipalpis is the source of this 1362-nucleotide messenger RNA. RefSeq names its product rRNA methyltransferase 3, mitochondrial. Bases 1 to 1362 code for a protein of 453 amino acids. Gene Ontology annotation, biological process: RNA processing. The record is from RefSeq and is a predicted model, not a curated record. The transcript is spliced from 3 exons. Gene Ontology annotation, molecular function: RNA binding; RNA methyltransferase activity. Lineage: Eukaryota; Metazoa; Arthropoda; Insecta; Diptera; Culicidae.